Messenger RNA from Purpureocillium takamizusanense, 1883 nucleotides. It is a transcript of the gene CAB2, whose product is annotated as Phosphopantothenate--cysteine ligase (ATP). Gene Ontology annotation, biological process: coenzyme A biosynthetic process. Gene Ontology annotation, molecular function: phosphopantothenate--cysteine ligase activity. The transcript has a single exon. Bases 191 to 1651 code for a protein of 486 amino acids. Gene Ontology annotation, cellular component: nucleus; cytoplasm. The record is from RefSeq and is a predicted model, not a curated record. NCBI's taxonomy places the organism in Eukaryota, Fungi, Ascomycota, Sordariomycetes, Hypocreales, Ophiocordycipitaceae.
GUGAUAAACCUCACAUGCGACCGGUCCAUUUGGAAAUCAUCCUUUAGGUCCAGAAGGUGACGAUAGGAGCUGCUCCUUCUGUCCGGCUGCUGUGAUUAUCACAACCCCGCCGGGAUGGGAGCUGCUUCGUAAAAAUGAGCACAGCGAAAUUAUAAAGACGACGACGACGACGACGACCAAUUUUCUCAUCAUGGCGCGCUCGCCUACUCGUGACUCCAAUUCCGCCUCGUCGUAUUCAUCAUCGGGCUCCUUGUCGCUCUCGUUCCCCCUCGGCUCGUCGUCGCGGCGAGGCUCAAUUGAUUCUUAUUGCGCUCACAGCCCCACGUCAUCGUCGUCGCACCACCACCACCACCACCACCACCACCACCACUCGCAGUCGACGGCCACCAGCUCGACCCGCUCCUGCUGCUCCUCAUCCCACGACGACGACGACGACGACGCCGACGCCGACGACGACACCAUCGCCACAGCCAUGUCGUCGUCCAUUGAGGCGCAAGAGGACGCCUACUUCUCCUCGAACCCGCCGCCGCGGCACCUGGAGGAGCACACAGCGCGCGCCAAGGCCUUCAUCGACCUGCACGCCGCCGCGGGCCGGCGCGUCGUGCUCGUCACCUCGGGCGGCACGACGGUCCCGCUGGAGAAGCAGACGGUGCGCUUCAUCGACAACUUCAGCGCCGGCACGCGCGGGGCCACGAGCGCCGAGAAGUUCCUCGAGGCGGGCUACGCCGUCAUCUUCCUCCACCGCGAGUUCAGCCUGCUGCCGUACUCGCGGCACUUUUCGCACUCCAAGGACUGCUUCCUCGACUUCUUGCGCGAGGACGCCGACGGCCGCGUGGGCGUGCGCCCCGGCGACGACGGCAAGGUGCGCGGCGUGCUGCGCAAGUACCGCCGCGCCAAGGACGAGGACAUGCUCCUCAUGCUGCCCUUUUUGACCAUUGGCGACUACCUGCACGAGCUGCGCGCCGUCUCGAGGCUCAUGGGCCCGCUCGGGCCCUCGGGCCUGCUGUAUCUCGCGGCCGCCGUGUCCGACUUUUUUGUGCCCGCGGACCGCAUGUCCGAGCACAAGAUUCAGUCGACCGAUGCUGUCAAGAGCUUUAAAGGCACGGCCAGCCAAAAUACGCCAUCGUCCCAGCAGCAGCAGCAGCAGCAGCAAAUUCAACCAUCUGAGCCGCAAGAAGAAGAGGAGGAGGAAGAGGCGUUCGACAACUUUGACGCCUCCCCUCGCGUCCCGCGUUCAAAACGCCUCGUCAUCGACCUCGACCCCGUGCCCAAGUUUCUCAAGAGCCUCGUCGACGGAUGGGCGCCGCAAGGCAUGAUCAUCUCGUACAAGCUUGAGACCGACCCGGCCAUCCUCGUGCACAAGGCGCGCUACUCGCUGGACCGGUACCAGCACCACCUCGUCAUCGGCAACCUGCUCUCGACGCGCAAGUGGGAGGUCGUCUUCGUCAGCCCCGGCCGCGAGGACCGCUGGAUCCGCGCCCCGCCGCCGGCGUCGUUUGGGGCCGGGGGCUGGGGAGACGCCGAGGGUAGGCCACUCAGGGCCGACGAGCUGCCGCGCGAGGACCCGGACGUCGAGGUGGAGGAGCUCAUCAUCCCGGCGGUGGCAGAGUUGCACGACGCACACAUCAAGGCAGCGAAUAAGAAGGUAUGAACAGAGCCCAUCAUAUCCUGUAAAGCCUGACCAGAGGGUUUCGGGCCCAGGCAUUUACUGCGUAGCGGAAUCCCAUAUGUGCCCUACGUCGACAGAGCAAACCUGUCUGCCGCCUGCACAAAUAGAGCAGCGUAGCAGUUUCCAGCUGUUUGACAUUAAGAAGCCGCUGCAUAUUGUAACAACAAAGCGCUUUCAAUUUUAUAUUCAGAUGUAUCUAAAAGAGAAAAAGACA